CACUGGAUUGUUUACGAAAACGCAGCGUUUGGCUCUCAUCUCCAAAACCCACACAAGAACUCCAGUUCUCAGCAUCCCUCGACGAGGCAAAGAUAAAGUCCAAUAUUUUCUCCUGCUUUUUCCCGCACUAGAGAGUGAGCGAAAGUGAAGCAGAAAUAUAUUUUUUUUAUGAUAGAAAAGGAAAAUGAAUUGUUCUCUCUCCAAGCCAAUUACUUUCAUCGAAGCUCCAACAAUUUUUUGCAACUCAUCUAAAACUCUUCUCAUUAAAUUCCCCUAUUCUUUUUCUCGUAAUACAUCCUGUAAAAAUGCUUUCAAACCUAAAUUAAGCUUAAUUAAACGCAAAAAUAUCAAUAUUACUGCUUCCAAUGUUUCUACUUCCAGUUCGAGUUCCGGCUCAAUUGUCGCUUCCACCAAAGUCGAAGAUGAAGAUGCCGAGUCCACUCAGUUAUUCGAGAAAUUAAAGGAUGCAGAGAGACAAAGAAUAAAUAAACUGGAAGAGCUUGAAAGGAAGGCUGACUUGCAGUUAGAGAGACAGCUUGUCAUGGCUUCCUGUUGGAGCAGAGCCCUGUUGACCCUGCGUCGAAAGUUGAAGGGGACAGAGUGGGAUCCUGAGAAUUCACAUAGAAUUGACUUUAGUGACUUUAUGGGACUUCUUAACUCGAACAAUGUCCAAUUUAUGGAGUAUUCGAACUAUGGUCAGACAAUUUCAGUGAUUUUGCCAUACUACAAAGAUAGGAAAACGGAUGGGACAGUGGGAAAUUCAAAGAAUGAAAUAAUUUUUCGGCGCCAUGUGGUGGAUCGCAUGCCCAUUGAUUGUUGGAAUGAUGUUUGGCAAAAGCUUCACCAACAAAUUGUGAAUGUUGAUGUCCUGAAUGUCAACACUGUAUCUGCAGAAGUUUACUCCACUGUUGCAACUGCAGUUAUAUGGUCUAUGCGACUUGCCUUGUCGAUUGCACUAUAUCUCUGGAUUGAUAAUAUGAUGAGGCCCAUUUAUGCAAAGCUAAUACCUUGUGAUUUGGGAGCUCCUAGCAAAACAAUUAGGCAACCACUUGAGCAGCAUGCCCUGGGAUCAUUAGGCAAGAGUCGGGCCAAAUUUAUAUCAGCGGAGGAAAGAACUGGUGUUACUUUUGAUGAUUUCGCUGGUCAAGAAUAUAUAAAGAGGGAACUACAAGAGAUUGUACGAAUUUUAAAAAAUGAUGAAGAGUUCCAAAGUAGAGGUAUCUAUUGCCCAAAAGGUGUUUUGCUCCAUGGGCCUCCUGGGACUGGUAAAACGCUACUGGCCAAAGCUAUUGCUGGUGAAGCUGGACUACCAUUCUUUGCAGCAAAUGGAACUGAUUUUGUAGAGAUGUUUGUUGGCGUUGCAGCAUCACGUGUAAAGGACUUGUUUGAUAAUGCCAGAUCAUUCUCACCUUCCAUAAUUUUUAUUGAUGAGAUCGAUGCUAUUGGCAGCAAGCGUGGGGGACCUGAUAUUGGCGGUGGUGGUGCAGAAAGGGAACAGGGUCUGCUUCAGAUACUUACUGAGAUGGAUGGAUUUAAAGUUUCUACAUCACAGGUGUUAGUUAUAGGUGCAACAAAUAGACUGGAUAUCCUUGAUCCUGCUCUCCUGAGAAAGGGUCGGUUUGACAAGAUAAUAAGAGUUGGGUUGCCAUCUAAAGAUGGUAGAUUGGCCAUAUUGAAGGUCCAUGCUAGAAAUAAAUUUUUUCGCUCUGAGGAGGAGAAAGGGACUCUGCUGGAGGAAGUUGCAGUGCUUACGGAAGAUUUUACUGGGGCAGAGCUUCAAAAUAUACUGAACGAGGCUGGAAUUUUGACUGCCAGAAAAGAUCUUGAUUACAUUGGACGUGAAGAACUUCUAGAGGCUUUGAAGAGGCAAAAGGGCACAUUUGAAACAGGCCAAGAAGAUAGUAAAGAAAUUCCAGAGGAAUUGAAGUUGAGAUUGGCAUACCGAGAAGCAGCUGUUGCAGUUCUUGCUUGCUACUUUCCAGAUCCCUAUCGCCCAUUUACAGAGACAGAUAUAAAGUCUAUCCGUAGCCAACCAAAUAUGCGCUAUGCUGAAUUUAAGGGCAAGGUUUUCUUGAGAAAAUCAGAUUAUAUAAACUCGAUGGUGCGUGCAUGUGCUCCAAGAUUAAUUGAGGAGGAGAUGUUUGGGGUUGAAAACAUGUGUUGGAUCUCAGCAACAGCUACAUUAGAAGCUUCAAGGCUUGCAGAGUUUUUAAUUUUGCAGACAGGGAUGACAGCUUUUGGGAAAGCAUACUACAGAAAUGAAAGUGAUCUUGUGCCUAAUCUUGCUACGAAACUUGAAGCACUUCGUGAUGAAUACAUGCAUUUUGCUGUGGAAAAAUGUAUAUCUGUGCUGAGAGAGUUCCGAUCGGCUGUAGAGACAAUUACAGAUAUUUUACUUGAAAAGGAGGAGAUUAAAGCUGAGGAGAUCUGGGACAUAUACAAUAGAGCCCCUCGAAUAUCUCAGCCUGCUGUCAAGUCAGUUGAUGAAUAUGGAGCACUAAUUUAUGCUGGGCGAUGGGGAAUCCAUGGUAUCACACUUCCAGGACGGGUUACAUUUGCCCCUGGAAAUGCUGGGUUUUCAACUUUUGGUGCACCACGUCCCAUGGAGUCUCAAACAGUUAAUGAUGAAACAUGGAAGGUGAUAGAUAAUAUUUGGGAUAAGAGGGUUGAAGAGAUAAAAGCUGAAGCUUCAAUGGAGGUUGAAGACAAGGAGAUGCCACAACUUUUGAUGGCCAGUCAUUUCUUUUGAAAUCAUGUUAAUUGAAGUUUUUUCACAAAUCAAUACGACUUGUCAUGUUUGCAAGUGCUAGAUGCUACUGGGCAGAUUUUAUCGGAGGUCUGUUUGUUGACAGAUUGCAGUACAAGGCAUUGAGAACAGAGUUAUGUUAUUAGCUGUACAAUUUAAAGGGAUUUUGUGAGUAAUCCAAAGGGAGAAUUUAAGGGAGGCUAUUGAAAUUAAUCCAUGUGUUGUUCAUAUAUAGCAUUCCUUUAGUUACAAAAAUUAUGUAAGAACUAUAAGUUUACUGGUUUUACCAUUUAAAGCCUUUCCAAUGAAAAAUGGUUUUGAUUUGUUUGUCUUUAUAUUUUCUUGAGUCGAAACAAGGCCACUGUUAGUUAGACAUGUCUUAACAGGAUUGGAUUACCUAUCGGCUAUUUUGUCAGGCACUGCUGCAAGAAAUUUCGGGUAAUUGGAAAAUCUGAACUAAUUUAAUUUUCUGCAUUUGCAUUGUGGUAAUAUUCCAAUGAAAGCGUGAGGAAAAAAAUAAAAUAAACAAAUUUGAUUCUGGACUCAAAUCGAUUGUCGAUAGCAUGGCUAGACCUUGAAAGAAAGGAGGUAAGAUCUGUUUCUUUCCUGAAAGCUUCUUUGUGACGGAACUAUUCGUUCUUUUCUGCAUCAAUUUUGUCAAGGUCUCCUUCUUUUCUUUCUUUAUUUAUUUUUUCUGUGCAUUUUCUUUCCUUCCCACAUUCUCAAGACUCAAGGUAGAAUAAGACGUGUUACAAGGAUAUAGAUAUAAAAACGUGAUUCAUUGCUUUUAAUGGUAGAAGAAGAUAUGUUUGAUUUUUUUUUUCCGAAAAGCGAUAAAAUCUCCUUGGCUCUGUUACAGUUCAAGCAAGGAUUUCUUAAGCCUCCAUGGCGUACACGUGGAAAAGUAAACUCUGCUCAAGAAGACACAGGUGCAAAUAUUUUCACAUACAGCCGGC
Molecule: messenger RNA, 3702 nt
Organism: Durio zibethinus
Lineage: Eukaryota; Viridiplantae; Streptophyta; Magnoliopsida; Malvales; Malvaceae
Product: AAA-type ATPase family protein
Biological process (GO): proteolysis
Cellular component (GO): chloroplast thylakoid membrane
Molecular function (GO): ATP hydrolysis activity; metalloendopeptidase activity; ATP-dependent peptidase activity
Source: RefSeq, a predicted model, not a curated record